AUGGGACAAUUUCUUAUACAGUUUGCUCAAGUCCAUGAGAGUUUCCGUUUAACUGAGCUAAAGGCACUCAGUGAUCUGAUUGGUAUAGAUGAACCAGAUUUCUCGAAUUACAGAAGUGAAUCACCAUUCCUGAGGAUAGAACUACCCUCUGUAGAGGUAGCAGCUCGGUUGGUAGAACGAAGUAUCAUUUGUAAAUCUGUCUACGAACUCUUUGGAUAUGGUGACAGUUAUGAUAACUUGCAUGAGAAUCUGAAGAGAAGUUACCCUGUUAACUACUGGGUAGAUAGAUUCAAGGAAGAUUCAUUCAAAUUUGAUAUAGUCUCAUAUUUAGGCACUAGGUCACGGGCUGAGCAGGUCAACAUUAUCAACACAUUCAAGUAUAUGGCUCUCACCGGCCCCAUCAAAAUGAAAAAUGCAGAACAUAUAUUUGCAGUGCUGGAAGAUUACAAACUAUUGGGAGAUACAGCUUCAUCACCUGCUUCUUCAGAACCCUAUCAAGUAUUUUUCGGCAAGUUUGUGGCAGAAUCAAGUAGGAGCGUUGUUGACAAGUAUGAUUUGAAAAAACGUAAAUACAUUGGCACAACAUCCUUUGAUGCUGAGUUAUCUCUUUUGACUUGUAAUAUAGCACAAGUAACCCCUGGAAAGUUUGUCUAUGAUCCGUUUGUAGGCACAGGAAGCUUCCUGGUCGCAGCUGGCCACUUUGGUGGGUUGUGCUAUGGUUCCGACAUUGAUGUGAGGAUGAUCAAAGGCAAAAGCAAGGCUGCUAAUAUAGAUGCCAACUUUGCUCAAUACAAGACAUCUUCAAGAUUUCUUGAUGUUAUGACAGUUGAUUUCACUCACAACUCUUUCCGAAAAGAUUUCAAGUUCGACGCUAUUAUCUGCGAUCCUCCCUAUGGAGUUAGAGAGGGUCUGAAAGUACUGGGGUCGAAAGAUCCUGAGAGAUUUAAGAACAAAGAGCAUGUUAUGAUUGAAGGGGUCCCGGCCCAUCUUAGACCGGAUUAUAUCCCUCCUAAGAAGCCUUAUGAGUUCACUUCUUUACUUGACGAUCUGUUGAAAUUUUCUGCGGAGCACCUAGUAGAGAACGGCCGUUUAUGUUUCUGGAUGCCCACUGCUAAUGCGGAUUUUACUGAGCAUGAUAUUCCGCACCAUGAAGACCUGGAAUUGCUAUCGAACAGCGUCCAAGAGUUCAACAAGUGGAGUCGUAGACUUGUGUCAUAUCGGAGGCGGCCAUAUGGAGAAAAGGGGCAUAACUAUACUGUCGGUGGCAGUGCUCCAGAGGAAUUUAGAGACAAAUACUUCCGUGGCUUCAAAGGAAUUGCUAAAAAGUAG
Molecule: messenger RNA, 1329 nt
Organism: Sugiyamaella lignohabitans
Lineage: Eukaryota; Fungi; Ascomycota; Dipodascomycetes; Dipodascales; Trichomonascaceae
Gene: TRM11
Product: Trm11p
Exons: 1
Coding region: 1-1329 (442 amino acids)
Biological process (GO): methylation
Cellular component (GO): cytoplasm
Molecular function (GO): nucleic acid binding
Source: RefSeq, a predicted model, not a curated record